GUUUCCCUCUCCGCUGUGGGUCUCCAGCCGGUUGCUCAGAUCUCCUCGACUCUGGACAGUUUUUGAUUUUUUUUAUCGUUGACCUGUGGGAACGAUUUGGAUACAGGAGUUGUGGAAUUACUUCACUAACAGCUCCCCUCCAUCUCCUCUUCCUCCUGCUCUCAUCUCAUCCGUCACAGCCCAUGACAGCAGAUCAGCCAACAUGGCAUUCUCACAUCGCUUUUCCUUCUGGGAGCAAAAGAUUAAAGAAGAUAACAAGCCAGGAAGCAAAAGUUCAGACAGUGAAGGGCUGCCCAGCCGGGCCAAGUCUGUGCCAGCUCUAGACCCUGGCAGGGGGUUAUUCCGGUCAACAAGUCCCCCAUCAGUUUCCCAUACGGAGUUGAAAGCCCGGGUCAGGAGUCCCUCCCCACCUAAAGUCAGGACACCUGUUAAAGUACCAGAACGCUUCAAAAGCCCUGAGCCACCGUCAAAGAAGGCAGAGCAAAUUAGGAGUCCUGAACCACCACAAGCUCCUCUGAGCCCACAGCCAGUUAUGAACGGUGAGCGAGAGCAAAAUGGCAUAAUGGGCAAAAGUGUGGCCAACGGUACAGCCAAUAGUGAUAUUAACGUUCCAGGCAGCAGCACCAACCAGAUGGAUACCACGGAGGACAAGGGUCUGACACGUAAGAAAGUAGUGAAGGUGGUUCGUCGAGUUGUCAGGAAGGUCCUGCCCGCAGAAGAGGACGAGACCACUGUGCCAACACAACAGUCAGGCAAAGCACCACAAGCAGCCAGGCCUACUGCCGAACCAGUUAAAGCAGCGCCAGCACCAGCUCCAGUGCCGAAGGCCCCCAUGAUGUCAGGGUUCUCUUUUAAACAUGACGCGGUCAAAACGGAAGACGACAUUUCACGAGGGUUGACAAACCUCAUGGUCAGAGGCAGGACAAGGGAGCCCCGGCCACGAAUAUGCAAGGAUGAUCGACCAGAAAAAUUAGAGUUGGAGAAGAUAAAUGAGAAGAAAGAGGAAAAAGUCGUUGAGCCACAGCAGAUAAAAGAGAAGGAGGAUAAAACCACCGUAAAGCCACAGGAGGUCAAUUCCAAACCUACAAGCUCUGGUCCAGGCGUACAGCUUGUCAAAUCACCUGUGGCUGCUGGAAACCCAACCAGUAUGGCUUCUGAGCACGCGGCUCCAACAUCUUCCAAAUCGACCCAUUCCAGACCCUCCUCUCUCCCACCAGUUGUUGGCUUUAUCCCGGCUCCUAAGCCCUCACCCUUGUCACCGCCCCCUGGCUUCAUACCUGCGCCAAAACCAACUGCGGCAACAAAACCCGCCCCUAAAAAUCUUCAGUCUACCACCCCAGUGGCCCAGAAAUCUUCCUCCGUCUCUCCUUCAUCACGUUUCAUCCCAGCUCCUAAACCCUCUCCGCUCAAAACUCCUGUGAGCCCCGAUCCUCCCCGUCCCACUCUUAGUCCACUGUCUCUCCCUCAAGGAGUCAUUUCAAUUCAACAAACUGCUGUCAGUCAACAAGAGGAGGAGCCGCUCAGUCCCACCGAGGAAGCUCAGAGACGCCUGAUGAGGAUCUUCAAUGCCCCUCUGGAGCUGGCUGUCAGUGUUUCGUCUUCUGUCCAAGCCCCCGCGGCCUCGCAGCCCCUCCAGGGAUCAGUGGAAGAGGACCCUGUGGCCCUCCUUCUGGCAUCUCAUGCUGCAGCUCAGCAGCCCCAGGUGAAGACAGAGGAGCAGAUCGCAGCCGAGCAGGCCUGGUAUGGAUCCGAGAAAGUCUGGCUGGUCCACAAAGAUGGCUUCUCCCUGGCCACCGUGGUGAAGACGGAGGCUGGCUCCCUGCCAGAGGGCAAGGUGAAAAUCCAACUGGAGCACGAUGGGACAGUACUGGAAGUGGACGAGGACGACGUAGAAAAGGCCAACCCUCCAUCAUACAACCGAUCAGAGGACCUGGCUUCACUGCUCUACCUGAAUGAAUCCAGUGUGAUGCACUGCCUGAGGCAGCGCUAUGGAGGUAACCUCAUCCACACCUACGCUGGACUCAAUACGGUCAUCAUCAACCCCCUAAGCACACCCUCCAUGUACUCUGAGAAGGUGAUGCACAUGUUCAAAGGCUGUCGGCGCGAUGACUCUGCACCUCAUAUCUACUCGGUGGCCCAGUCGGCCUAUCGCAACCUGCUCACCACCCGGCAGGACCAGUCCAUCGUGCUGCUGGGCAAGUCCGGCAGCGGCAAGACCACCAACUGCCAGCACCUGGUCCAGUACCUGGUCUCUAUCGCCGGCAGCACGGGCAAAAUCUUCUCCGCUGAGAAGUGGCAGGCGGUCUACACCAUCCUGGAGGCUUUCGGCAACAGCUCCACCUCUAUGAACACCAACGCCAGCCGCUUCUCCCACGUAGUGUCCCUCGACUUUGACCAGGCUGGCCAGGUGGCCUCCGCGUCUAUCCAGACGAUGCUGCUGGAGAAACUGCGGGUGAGCAAACGGCCCGAGGCAGAGUCCACCUUCAACGUCUUCUACUACAUGAUGGCGGGAGCCGACAGCACCCUGAGGACCGAGCUGCACUUUAACCACCUGGCUGAGAAUAGUGCUUUUGGGAUCCUCCCGCAGUCUAAGCCUGAAGACAAGCAGCGCGCCUCGCAGCAGUUCACCAAGCUACAGGCAGCCAUGAAGGUGCUGGGCAUCUCCGGGGAGGAGCAGAAGGCCCUCUGGCUCAUCCUGGGGGCCGUGUACCACUUGGGGGCCGCAGGAGCCACUAAAGCGGGACGUAGGCAAUUUGCCCGUCAUGAGUGGGCCCAGAAGGCAGCCUACCUGCUGGGCUGUACCUUAGAGGAGCUGUCCUCCUCCAUCUUUAAGCACCAGGCCAAAGGACUGCAGCACUCCACCUCCUUCAGAGGGGGGCCAGACGAGGCCGGCCAAGGCGACAGCUCAGGCUCUAAGGUCACAGCUCUGGAGUGUUUGGAGGCCAUGGCAUCCGGACUCUACUCGGAGCUCUUCACUCUCGUCAUCUCCCUAAUUAACAGGGCUCUGAAGUCCAGCCAGCACUCUCUGUGCUCCCUGCUGAUCGUGGACACUCCGGGUUUCCAGAACCCCCGGCUGGCUCAGCAGCAGCGGGGAGCCACGUUUGAGGAGCUCUGCCACAACUACACCCAGGAGAGGCUGCAGACCCUGUUCCAUGAACGCACCUUCGUCCAGGAGCUGGACCGAUACAAGGAGGAAAACAUAGAGCUUGCUUUAGAUGACAUAGAGUCCAGUACCUCACUGUCUGUAGCAGCUAUUGACCAAGCCUCAACCCAAGCUCUGGUGCGCACUCUGGCCAGGACGGAUGAGGCUCGAGGCCUUCUGUGGCUGAUGGAGGAGGAGGCCGUUCAGCCUGGAGGUUCAGAGGAAACCAUGCUGGAGAGACUCUUCAGCUACUACGGCUCUGUACAGGGAGAAAACAAAGGAGCCAGUCUGCUGCUGCGAGGAGAGAAGCCCCACCUCUUCAUGUUGGGUCACAGCCACGGGACAGACUGGGUGGAGUAUAACGCUCAGGGCUGGCUGAGCCAUGCCAAGCACAACCCUGCUGCCCAGAACGCUGCCACACUGCUGCAGGACUCCCAGAAGAAGAACAUCAGUGGGCUGUUUAUGGGCCGGGCCAGCGGGGCCACAGUGUUGUCGGGCUCCAUCGCUGGUCUGGAGGGCAGCUCCCAGCUUGCCCUGCGACGAGCCACCAGCAUGAGGAAAACCUUCACCACAGGCGUGGCUGCGGUCAAGAAGAAGAGCCUGUGUAUCCAGGUCAAACUCCAAGUGGACGCUCUGAUUGACAUGGUGCGUCGUUCCAGGGUUCACUUCGUUCACUGCCUGCUGCCCAAAGCAGAGGCAGUGAGUGGUGGAGGUGAGCCCCGUGUGACGCAUGGAGAAAGCCCCGACUCGGGCCUCAUGACUUUGGACGUUGGCCUCCUGAGAGCUCAGCUCCGAGGAUCCAAACUGCUGGAUGCACUGCGCAUCUACAGGCAAGGAUACCCAGACCACAUGGUGUUUUCUGAGUUCCGCAGGCGCUUUGAUGUCCUGGCACCACAUCUGACCAAGAAGCAUGGCCGCCACUACAUUGUCACAGAUGAGAAGAGGGCGGUGGAGGAGUUGCUGGAGUCCUUGGAUCUGGAGAAGAGCAGCUACCACAUGGGGCUGAGCAGGGUGUUCUUCAGAGCGGGGACUCUGUCCAGGCUGGAGGAGCAGCGAGACGUUCAGACCAGGAGGAAUAUCUCUCUGUUCCAGGCUGCCUGCAGGGGAUACCUGUCCAGGCAGGCCUUCAAGAAGAGGAAGAUCCAGGAUCUGGCCAUCCGCUGCAUCCAGAAGAACAUAAAGAAGAAUCGCGGUGUCAAAGGCUGGCCAUGGUGGAAGCUCUUCACCACUGUCAGACCUCUGAUAGAGGUGCAACUCACUGAGGAACAGAUCCGCGGCAAGGAUGAAGAGAUCCAGCACCUGAAGCAGAAGCUGGAGAAGGUGGAGAAAGAGAGGAACGAGCUGAGACUCAACAGCGACCGCCUUGAGAGCCGGAUCUCAGAGCUGUCAUCAGAGCUGGCUGAUGAGCGGAACACCGGGGAGUCAGCCUCCCAGCUGCUGGAGACAGAAACUUCUGAGAGACUUCGCCUGGAGAAGGACACGAAGGACCUGCAGGCCAAGUUUGACAGUAUGAAGAAACAGAUGGAGUCCAUGGAGAUGGAGGUGAUGGAGGCUCGACUCAUCAGGGCGUCUGAACUCAACGGAGAGAUGGACGAUGACGACACAGGCGGUGAGUGGAGGCUGAAGUAUGAGCGAGCCAUCAGGGAGAUUGAGUUCACCAAGAAGAGACUGCAGCAGGAGUGUGAUGACAAGCUGGAGGUGGAGCAGCAGAACAAGCGGCAGCUGGAGAGGAGGAUCACCGACCUGCAGGCCGACAACGAGGAGUCCCAGCGAAACAUCUCGCAGCUGAAGAAGAAGACCCAGCGGCUCACGUCUGAACUGCAGGACACCAAACUUCACCUGGAGGGCCAACAGAGCCGCAACCACGACCUGGAGAAGAAGCAGAGGAAGUUUGACGGCGAGCUGAGUAUGGCCCAGGAGGAGGUGCAGAGGGAGAGGAGCCUGAGGGAGAAACUGGCCCGAGAGAAAGACAUGCUGGCCGGAGAGGCCUUCAGCCUCCGACAGCAGCUGGAGGACAAGGACCUGGAGGUGUGUGCAGUCAACGUGAAGCUGGAGCAGCUGGAUGCUGAGCUGCACGACCUCAAUUCCCAGGAGUCCAAGGAUGAAGCUUCUCUGGCCAAGGUGAGGAAGCAGCUCCGCGACAUGGAGGCCAAGUUGAAAGACCAGGAGGAGGAGCUGGACGAGCAGGCCGGCACCAUCCAGAUGUUGGAGCAGGCCAAGCUUCGUCUGGAGAUGGAGAUGGAGCGCUUGCGUCAGACUCAUUCCAAGGAGGUGGAGAGCAAAGACGACGAGGUGGAGGAGAUCAGGCAGUCCUGCAGCAAGAAGCUGAAGCAAAUGGAAGUCCAGCUUGAAGAAGAGUACGACGAGAAGCAGAAGGUGCUGAAGGAGAAGAGAGAGCUGGAGUCCAAGCUUCUGUCAGCACAGGACAAGGUGAGGACUGGUGACGUAGAUGCUGAGAAGCGUUUGAGGAAGGACCUGAAGAGAACCAAGGCUCUGCUGGCUGAUGCCCAGAUCAUGUUGGACCACAUCAAGAACAACGCACCCAGCAAGAGGGAGAUCGCCCAGCUCAAAAACCAGCUAGAGGAGUCUGAGUUCACCUGUGCGACGGCAGUUAAAGCUCGUAAGUCCAUGGAGGUGGAGAUUGAAGACCUGCACGUUCAGAUGGAUGACAUCUCCAAAACCAAACAGGCGCUGGAGGAGCAGCUGAGUCGUCUGCAGAGGGAGAAGAACGAGCUGCAGUCCAGGAUGGAGGAGGACCAGGAGGACCUCAACGAGCUGAUGAAGAAACACAAGGCCGCCGUGGCCCAGUCAGCCCAGAAUCUGGCUCAGAUCAGUGACCUACAAGCCCAGCUGGAGGAGGCCCUCAAGGAGAAGCAGGAGGUUCAGGAGAAGGUGCAAGCCCUCCAGAGCCAGCUGGAGUUCCAGGAGCAGUCAAUGGUGGAGAAAUCCCUUGUCAGCCGGCAGGAGGCCAAGAUCCGUGAGCUGGAGACCAAGCUGGAGUUUGAGAAGACACAGGUCAAACGCCUGGAGAGCCUUGUAGCACGUCUUAAGGAGAAUUUGGAGAAGCUGACAGAGGAACGAGACCAGCGCAGCAGCGGCGAGAAUCGUGAGAAGGAACAGAACAAACGCCUGCAGAGACAGAUCCGCGACAUCAAAGAGGAGACGGGGGAACUGGCCAAAAAGGAAGCCGAGGCCAGCCGCAAAAAACACGAGCUGGAAAUGGACAUAGAGAGCUUAGAGGCUGCUAACCAGAGCCUUCAGGCAGACCUCAAGCUGGCCUUCAAAAGGAUUGGCGACCUGCAGGCGGCCAUCGAGGACGAGAUGGAGAGUGACGACAAUGAAGACCUUAUCAACAGUUUGCAAGACAUGGUGACAAAGUAUCAGAAAAGGCAGAACAGAGCUCCAGGGGAUUCAGACACAGACUCGGAGGUGGAGGAUCGUGUGGACGGGGUGAAGUCCUGGUUGUCUAAAAGCAAAGGUUCCGCCAAGAACCUCUCAGAUGACGGCAGCCUCAAGAGCUCCAGAUUUGCUGUAAAUGUAGACGCAAAGGAAGGGAAAGAGUGGAAAGAGGGUAAGGAAUGGAAAGAAGUUAAUAAAGAGGGCAAAGAGGUAGAGCCAAGCAGGCCAAUGUCGGUGAUGAGCUCGCUCAGCUACAGAAAACGCUCCAACAUUGAUUCUAUCGGUGGCAAAGGGGGUGCCCUCUUGAGGGGGCUGAAGGAGAGUGCAGAGUCCGAAGACGCUCUAUCCUUCCAUAAGGCUAAACCCAAAAACCCAGAUUUUCACCACGACACCUACUCAGUCAACUCCAGGAGGAAGUCCCAGGCAGGGGAUGACAUGAAUGACAGAGAAUCAGUCAUCUCCCAGGCCUAUUCAGAGGCCAACAGCCGAGCCAGGAAAGGCAUGGACAGCCGCUGGGGGGACUUCGACAAAGAAUCAGUCAUUUCAUACCCUGCACCAAGUCGGGCCUCCACACGUCUUGGGUUAAGCCCAGAGAACGAUGCCAAGUCUACCGUCAGCUUAGGUCUGUCAAGCCCACUUGGACGCCACCAAAGCACCUCGCGCUUAAAUGAGGACAGAGGCAGGCGGUCGCUGUAUGGCAGCAGUCCCAGUAGCCCUUGCUUUAGCAGACGAUCUGGAGGACGCAGUCCUGGAAGCGUUAGCCGAGCUGAUUCCCAUAUGUCGCUGGGACGCAGCUGCCGCCUGAGCGAGUUUGACGUUGAUAUGGAUGAUAGUCGCAGUGUGGCCUUCACCGAGAGGUCGGCGUACAGUCCUCACUCGUCCACUGGCCGCAGUAUCUCCAUGCCACCACCACGGGCCCGAUCAUCAGCUACUGAUAAUGACCCGAUUGAUACCUUGGAUAUCAAACCAGUCAGUCAUCGCAACUACCUCGACCCUGACCUGGAGAAAGCCAUCAACGAGGUGCUGAAUUUCAAGCCGAUCAAAUUCAAGCGCAGGAGCUUGGAAGACUCAGAGGGUGAAGAAGAAAAAUCCAAGAAUGAGAAGGACGACAGCAAAAGUAUCGGCAAUGGAGACGGACCUCGCCCUGCUAGCAGUCUUAGACGCUCCGCGUCGGCAGUGGACUGCAUGAGAGCGUCCCGCAGCGGCAGCAGCUGCAGCAGUCGCCAUCGCAGCAAGAGCAAAGGCAAGAGCAAGAAGAAGAAGAGAAGCCACAGCUCCGAGUCGGACGGCUCAGGAGACGACCGUCGUCACAGGAGCAGCUCCAAGAGGAGGUCCAAGAAGUCCAAGAAAAAGUCCAAGAAGAGGGACAAAUCUUCGUCCUCUUCCUCGUCUUCUUCCUCUUCGGAUUCCGAGUCGGACUCUGGGUCAGAGUCUAGCUCCGGGGCUUCCACCAUUUCCUACAGAAGCUCCAGCAGUGUGAAGAGGGCCCCGGUUCGAAAGGUCUCCAGCCCAGAAGGGGAAGGAGAAGCUAGGCCACAGAGUGAGAGCCAGCCCCUUAACCCAAAGGACGAUAAGAAGAGGAAGAAGAAGGUGGACAGCCUGAUGAUGAAGUACCUGUACCGGCCAGACAGUGACUGAGGCAGGCACCCCCCUGGCCGGAGACACUGCUUCGAUAGAUCUGAUGAUGAAGAAGACGAGGAGGAAGAAGAAAAAGAAUAAGGCGACCCAGGGCUC
Messenger RNA from Perca flavescens (yellow perch), 8275 nucleotides. RefSeq names its product myosin XVIIIA b (gene myo18ab). Gene Ontology annotation, molecular function: cytoskeletal motor activity; actin filament binding; ATP binding. Lineage: Eukaryota; Metazoa; Chordata; Actinopteri; Perciformes; Percidae. The transcript has 48 exons. Bases 203 to 8179 code for a protein of 2658 amino acids. Gene Ontology annotation, biological process: actomyosin structure organization. The record is from RefSeq and is a predicted model, not a curated record. Gene Ontology annotation, cellular component: myosin filament; myosin II complex; cytoplasm.